AUGUAUGGUUUCCAUUGUACAGUGACCGGAUAUCCAGCAGCGCGUAGGGAUUCCAAUUUGCGGCUAGAACAAGAACUAGCUUGGCUAUCUGCAAGUGCUUGUCGUGUUAUGGUGCAGCGAAAAGUGUUCUCCAUAGAAGGCAUGAUGUCUAUCCAUUCAGAUCUUGUAUUUCUCCGGGAGUUCCUAUCUGCAUGUGCGACAUCAACGGCAGGAUUCCUAGCCAGGUGGCUCCCUUCGGGACCAGUGGUCGAUCCAGCACGAUGCCAACUGACCAUUGUCCAGACUGAUAUGAUUGUCGGAAAGCCUGUCAAGGUGCGUCUCACCACGAAAGACCAAUUUGACCGUGAAGUGAUGUGCUCGUCAAUGUGUGUUGAAGUGUCGAUGACGGCUGGAGAUGCUUCCAUCUAUUCUUCUGCUCGAUUCGCCUCUGCUGCUCUACCCUCACUAGAAGUCAUCAAGAAGCGAUGCCUGGCCUAUGCUAAUUAUUCCUAUGAAGAAAUUCGACUGGGGUUCACAAAAGCGACUGUAGUACGGGAAAAGAUCAACCUGAAGCACAAGAAUAACUGCACGUUUGAAGGCGAGUGGACGCCAUCGGUGGCUGGCAGCUAUCGAGUCGCAUGUCGAGUGGACGGUUGUGAGCUAACUCAUAACUACCUCAUAGAGAUAUCUGAGCGUGAAGAGAAUGUGAAACGUCGUGAACACCGUGCAGCGCAGCUGAGCAGCGUGGAAGUAUUUCUUGUUCUGAAUGAAUCUUCUCUAAUGCGGCAUCACAUUUCGUUGUUUAAGGGCGGAAGUAUUGCGUACAUUGAAAAGAUCGAGAAUGAAGACGGUAAAUGGCUACGACUCACUGACGAGACAGCCGUCCUGUAUGGCCAUGGCAACGUCUCGGGACAGGUGUGGUGUCUUGCAUACCAUCAGCAUCUUCGCCGAGAACUGAUACCGAUUGCCAGUGAUAUGGUGGAUCGACUGCCAGUAAGACGUCAAGAAGACCCACCGACUCUGCAGGCUUCAUCUGCUCAGCAGAGUGUCAUCAUUGAUGCAAACGAAACAUACAUUUUGGAUGCGUCACAACGUAUCCAGUUGUACAGUCGGCCGUCUCCUGACGCACUCAUCGAGGGCGCAUGGAUUGAGGGACGUACGGAGUUGGAAGGAAGCGGAUGGGUUUCGAAUCAACACGGCGUUUGGGUUUCGAGUGGCGAAUACCAAUCAGUUCAUUCUAGCAGAGUGCUACUUCAAUGUCAUCAGCUCUCCGGCCGUCUGUCGUCGAAUGUUGUCGCGCUGUGUUUGCUGCUUUCUUAUGGCAUGAACAUCUUGGUAAAAGAUGCCAUGGCCGCUGCAGCAUACCUGAGGUUUCAUCAGCAUCUGCAAAAUGUGGGUAACGUUGUCUGGUUCGCACUUCCAACAUCUUGCAGAACAUUGUUGUGGCAUAAUAGUGAAUUUUACCAUUACGAUUGCGAAACACUGUUGAAACUGAAGAUCUACAUUGGAAUCGUAGCUCUUAACGAAAGAGAUCAGUACGGCUACAAUUCUCAGGAAAAUUCACUUCUGGUUGGUCUGGAGAUUGUGGGAGUGGAGGACGAGCGCGUCAACCUGGUAUCUUCUUUGCCCUGCAUGCCGUGCACAGUACCUACGGAAAAACACCAGCAGGACAUCGACAGGACACGAACUGUCGAUGGCCGUGAGUUUCGCUUAUCCACGAACGCUUUCGACUCGCGUCCAGAGAUUAUCAUGCGGCAGAAUGCGAUGUUCCUGUUGGAUUUGAAUUCAUCUCUGGAUUGUGACUCAAAGGUACUGCAAUCACCGUCAGCUGCGCUCAGGACGCUAAUUUCACAUCACACUCCGAGUACUGCUGAAAUGCUCAAAAGACCUGUACUGGCGUUCGUAGUCGAGCAUCAUGACCUAAAAAGGCUUCGAGCAGCCUGCGAGCAGUCGAUUAUUCGAGCGAUUGGAUUUUCGCAUGCGUUUCGCGUAUGGAAUUGGCUGCUGCGUCUAGUUUCGUCAGAAACCAGCGUGUCCGACAUCAUACUGCAGUAUCUCACGGCACUGUCGUCGUACAAUUCGUUGUCAGAAGUGGUGUCUUCUCAGGUGGAACUCCUGAUACUCACCUGUAACAUCCUCGGUACCGUCGGUGGUGUACUGUCUGAGCCAUCGGUUUCUGAGAAUUGGAUCACUGACUCGACAAACCAGUCGCAUAAUGCCCAACAAGGAAAUGACAACGUUGACGUCAAGGAGAUGCGUGAUAUUACAAGUCACGCCCGAAUAGAAGCCAGCUCACGGCAAGCGAUGGUUGUUUGUUUGACCGAUGGGAGUCCUGAGACAUUUUGGGAGAGCGGUGAUGAGGUUUGGCUCGCACAUUUUCUGCCUUCUUUCAUGUCUAUAUGCCAAAGUGUGACCAUAACAUUUAUUAGAUUCACUGCGUUACUACCAUAUUAUAAUUACAGUAGGGAACUCCUGAUACUCACCUGUAACAUCCUCGGUACCGUCGGUGGUGUACUGUCUGAGCCAUCGGUUUCUGAGAAUUGGAUCACUGACUCGACAAACCAGUCGCAUAAUGCCCAACAAGGAAAUGACAACGUUGACGUCAAGGACAAAAGCCGAUCUCGCACGUUAAACGUAACGUUCGAAAAUUGCUCGCCGAUACUUCUUUGCCUCUUCAUUGACAACUCACGCGAUGAGGCCCGUCGCCACUUUCCCAACUGCUCCUUUCGCCGCUGCGGACAUCGAUGGGUCGCGACGCGAUUUGAUGCUGAAGAAUCUGGAUCAGAACUUACUGUCGGUUGGAGCUUGAAAUGCUGCGUAGCCAAUGUGUCACAUGUGAAUGUGUCUUUGAAAGGACCUCAUAACGCGUCCAGAGUACGACAGUUGCAAUUGCUUGGAUUUUUGCCGGACACCCACGCAGACGUCAUACGACCGUCAGCAUCUCACCAACUCUUCUUCAACAACACUCAGCACGAUGCUUUCGCUUUGUUUCAGGCAAUUUCUGCUCAGGCUUUUUCGGGUGAUAGCUGCGAACAGCAAGACGCUCUACGUGAACGAGUUGUCGAUCUGCUUUUCAGCCGUGUCACACUGCAACCGCUUCAGAAUUAUGUCUGUACCCAAGUGGAGGCCGCAUUGGAAAGGGAAGUUGAACGGCUAUGCUGCCAGGGAAAACGGAACUACUCGUAUGCUGUUGGUCUGCUAGCAAUGGCAAAUCGGAUGUGCGAAACUCGCGCGAUCGGCAACGGCGAUUGCGACGUUGCCGCAAGACGUCAAGUGCUUCUUGCUGCGGGCCGUUUAUUGGCAUUCGCUCCGGAGGCUGUCCAAACGCAGUGCUUGUCGUCUUUGUGCAGUCUUCUGCCCACCGCUCAUCCAUCCACCGUUGACGUCUCUCGCCUGCUGAAACAUCUACUGGUGCCGGUAGCGAAGGCACUGGUUCUCCAAGUGAGAGAUAAAGCAGCGCAUACAGUCACUACGGCUACCAUGAACGUGAGUUGA
This is a messenger RNA of Cooperia oncophora, 3474 nucleotides long. The record is from the annotation of a GenBank genome assembly. NCBI's taxonomy places the organism in Eukaryota, Metazoa, Nematoda, Chromadorea, Rhabditida, Trichostrongylidae.